This is a messenger RNA of Paramecium tetraurelia, 1473 nucleotides long. RefSeq lists its product as uncharacterized. The transcript is spliced from 3 exons. Gene Ontology annotation, biological process: proteolysis. Lineage: Eukaryota; Ciliophora; Oligohymenophorea; Peniculida; Parameciidae. Gene Ontology annotation, molecular function: serine-type D-Ala-D-Ala carboxypeptidase activity. The record is from RefSeq and is a predicted model, not a curated record.
AUGAUUGGGAAAAAAACAUCAUCUAACAGCGUAAAUUUGAUUGAUUUUAUAAAUCCAGCUUUAUUGCAUCCGCCCUCAAGAAAAAUAUAGCUUAUAGAAUAAACCAAGACAAUUAAGUUACUAAAGAGUUAUACGAAGAUUCCACAGAUAGCCACAGAAUUUCAAUCCCAAAUGAUUGUGAAUAAUUAAAGGAUUAAAAAUGAUUCCUUAUAUUCACUACCCUUUUAGUAAUAAUAUUUGGAGAAGGAUAGAUAGAUUACUAAAACUGAAAGAGAAACCUCCAAUAAAACUAGAUAAAAUAAUCCAUUAAGCAGUUUACCACAAAUACCUUUGGCAAUUAUCAAUACUCAAGCUAAACUAAUCGAUUUAAGUCGAACCAAUAAUAUGAUACAAUCACCUCAAAACACAGAUACAAAAAGGUCACUGAUUUCUCCGAAAUUGAAAUCCAAUAGUAAUAUAUCAAAUAAAAAUUAUACUUGUAACUCUACUACCACGGGAAGUAGCAAGGAUUCAAGUUCUUAAAUAGCAAAUACCCAAUAAUCCAAUCUGACUAAAAACAUAAUGGAUUCCUAUUAUGGUAAGGCUAGAAAAAGAAAAUUAAAUGUCACUGCGAAAAGUUUUAUUGUUUACGAUUGCAUUGAACAUAAAACAGUCUUGAAAAGAAAGAGCAAUAAAAGAGUUGAAGUAGCCAGCAUAACUAAAAUCAUGACUUUUUAUGUGACUUUGCUCACUAUCGAAUUAUACAAUCUUGAUGUGAAAUAGAUAAAAGUUAAAGUGACAAAAAAAUCAUCUGAGACAAUAGGCACAACUGCUGAAUUAAAAUAUAAUGACAUUUUAUCAAUGGAGGAUUUACUCUAUGGAUUAAUGUUACCUUCAGGAAAUGAUGCUGCAGUUCUUAUUGCCUAAGCCAUUGGAACUAUUAUAUUGUUUAACUAAUAAAAUAAGAGGCUGGAUCUUAAAUUAAUUGAUAUCGAACAAUUAAGUGCUGAAGGAUAUUUUUAUAAUCAUGAAUUUAGAUUCCAAUAUUGUCCUAUUGAAGUUUUCAUCAAACACAUGAAUAAAUAUUCAUCGUAAAUUGGAUAAUAGAACACUCAAUUUGCAUGUGUACAUGGAUUGGCUAAUGAAGAUAAUUAUUCUUGUUGCAAUGAUAUCAUCACUCUAUCUAUAGAAUGUCUAAAGUAUGAACUAUUCUAGACUGUAAUUUCUUCUAAAGAAUAUGUGACAAAAUCACUUUAUAAAUAAUAUGAAUGGAAAAACACAAACAAAUUAUUAGAUAAAGGGUUUUUUGGAAUUAAGACUGGUAUUACUGAAUCGGCUGGUCCAUGUUUAGCAAGUGCUUACCGUUCUAAUGAAAUGGAUUAUUAUAUUAUAAUUGUAUUAAAUUGUAAGCAUAUGAACAUGAGAUUUGAUGAUACCAUUAUUUUAUUAUAGCAUGCAAAACUCAAAAAAAUGAUGACCUCAAUUCCAUACUGA